Messenger RNA from Symbiodinium necroappetens, 4645 nucleotides. NCBI's taxonomy places the organism in Eukaryota, Dinophyceae, Suessiales, Symbiodiniaceae. The record is from the annotation of a GenBank genome assembly.
GUUCGGAGACAGGCUUGUCAUUGCCAAUGCAACAGGCUGCUCUUCCAUCUGGGGCGGCUCCAACCCGUCCUUCCCGUACACCGUCAACACCAAGGGUGAGGGCCCAGCCUGGGCCAACUCUCUGUUCGAGGACAACGCCGAGUUCGGCUUCGGCAUGCGCAAGGCCUUCAAGCAGCGCCGAGACUACUUGGCUUUGCAGGUCGAGGCUGCCCUGACCGACGAGUCCGUGUCCAUGUCCGACGAGCUGCGGCAGGCCCUGAAGCAGUACCUGGUCAUGCGCCAGGAGCAGAUGCACGAUCUCCUGCUCCCGCGCGGGCGAAGCAUCUACCACCAGAUCAUGGAGAAGCUGGAGCCACUUCUGGAGAAGGAGAAGGACGCGCACCCAAAGAUUAAAGCCCUCCAUGACCUGGAGGACAUGUUCGGGCGCAGCAGCUUCUGGAUCGUGGGAGGUGAUGGCUGGGCUUACGACAUCGGCUACGGUGGUUUGGACCACGUCAUUGCCAGUGAGGAGCACGUUAACAUCUUGGUCCUUGACACUGAGAUGUACAGCAACACAGGCGGGCAAGCUUCGAAGGCCACGCCCAAAGGGGCCAUGGCCAAGUUCGCCGAGAGCGGCAAGCUCACCCAGAAGAAGGAUAUGGGGCAGUUGGCCAUGACAUACAAGAACGUCUACGUUGCGAGCAUCUGCGUUCACGUGAACCCUCAGCAGGCAGUGAGGGCCAUGAUCGAGGCGGAUGCCUAUGCAGGACCCAGCAUCAUCUUGGCGUAUUCGCCUUGCAUCAGCCAGGGUUUCCCCAUGGCAGAGUCCAUCCAGCACUGUCAGAUGGCCGUGGACUCUGGAUAUUGGCCCCUCUACCGCUACCACCCGGAGCUGGCGAAAAAUGGCAACAACCCCUUCCAGCUGGACAGCCGCAAGAUCAAGGGUGACCUCUUCAAGUUCCUGGCUAAGGAGAACCGCUUCGCAGCAGUGAUGCGCCGCGAUCCGAAGCACGCCCAGGAGCUGGACGACAGGCUGCAGGAGAACGUGGUGCAGAAGAACCAUCUUCUGCAGGUCCUGAACAAGGAAGAUUUGGAGGGUCAGUUCAGCAAACUGGUGGAGGGUCUCUCGGAUGCCAAGAGCUCCGGCGACUCCAUCACGGUGCUUUACGGCAGCGAGACUGGCAACUCCGAGGAGCAGGCGAAGAACCUGAAGCAGGACCUGAAUGCCCGCGGCUUGAAGGCCUCAGUGAGCUCUCUGGACGACUUCGAGUUCGAGGAAUUGCCGAAUCAGAAGAUCGUCAUCUUGGUGGUGUCCACCUGCGGUCUUGGUGAAUACCCGGCCAACUGCAAGCAGACCUGGAUGAAGCUGCAGUCUCCCGACCUGCCUAUGACCUGGCUUGCAGGUGUGAAGUUCUGCGUCUUCGGCUUGGGCGACUCGACCUACAGCCAGUUCUGUGUGGCAGCCGUGGGCUUCGACACACGCCUUGCCGAGCUGGGUGCCCAGCGCAUGCUGCAGCGCGGCGUCGGCGACGACCGCGACGAAGACCGCUACUACACCGGCUGGGAGGCGUGGCUCCCUGAGCUCUGGAAGGUGUUGGGAGCACCUGCGUUGCCUCUCUCCUCAGAUCCUCCGGCCCCCUGCUACCGAGUGGAUGUGUCUCCAGGAACCGUGGACAAGCCCCCCGUCAAGGAUGACGAUAUCGUGCCGCCAGGCGCCACCAGGCUGGAACUCUUGUGCAACAAGGUGCUGACAGGUGAUGCUAAGUACGAUCGGGACAUCAGACACUACGAGUUCAAGAUCGAAGGCACUUCCGUGAGCUACAAGACGGGUGAGAGCCUGGCCAUCUGGCCCCGAAACCCGGUGCCAGCCGCGGAGGAAUUCUGCAGGAUGAUGGGCUUCGAUGCUGGCCAGCAGCUGCGCGUCCUUCCCUUGGAAGGUGCAAGGAACUGGUGUCCCACAGAGCUCAGCGUGCGGCAGCUCUUCACGCACGUGCUGGACAUCUUCGGCAAGCCGAACCGAAAGUUCUUCGAGACCUUAUCCUUCUUCACCAAGGAUGAGGCAGAGAAGAAGCAGCUGCAGAGUAUCGUGGAGAACAACGCAGAGGGCUCCGCUCUCUACAGGGACUUAGUCCAUGAUUUUGCCCACCAUGCAGAUGUUUUUAAGAAGUUCUCCAGUGCCCGGCCGCCCAUUGAGCAGCUGCUGCAGAUGAUCCCGGUGCUCAAGCCCAGGAGCUAUUCCAUCGCCAGCUCGCCGCUCAUGCAUCCGGACAGGAUCCAGCUCUGUGUGGUCCUGGUGGACUGGACCGUAAACAGCACCAAGGAACUCCGCCUAGGCGAGUGCACAGGCUACAUGCAGACGCAGAAGCCCGGUGCACAGAUCAUGUGCGCUGUCCGCCAGAGCGCCAUCGUGCUGCCAGAGGAGUGGCAAGACCCGACCAAGCCAGUCCUUAUGGCGGGCAUGGGAACUGGUCUGGCCCCGUGGCGUGCUGUGACGCAGGAGCGGGUGAUGCAGAGCCGACAAGGCAACAAAGUGGGCAAGUGCCUGCUCUUCUUUGGUGCUCGAUACGCAGUUGAGUAUCUCUACCGGGAGGAGUUCGAGAGUUAUGUACAGGAGGGUGUCCUGGCCAUGCACACUGCUUUCUCGCGUGAACAGGCACGGAAGAUCUAUGUGCAGCACCGAAUUGUGGAGGCAGGGCAGGAGGUGGCCGAGCUCAUGCUGAAGCAGGGAGGCCAUUUCUACGUCUGUGGCUCUGCCAGACAAGUGCCCGAGGACAUUUACACUGCCAUGAAGGAGGUUGUGAUGGCCAACGAGAGAUGUACAGAGGAGGAGGCAGAGGCAACCCUGUCCAACCUGAAGAUGGAGGGCCGAGUCAUGACAAGCAUUGCAAUCUUCACAAGGUUGGUGUUGAGUGUUGAGUCAUGUUUGGCAGUCUGGUUGGUGAUGGCGAUGCACUCGAGCGAUCUUGACCUUGGCGAAGAACUGCAGCGGAGCCUCUUGCGGGCGGUGACUGGCUCGGAUGUUUUAAGAGCCUUCGGCUCGGCGUUCCGUCAGGAAACUCCUGUGAACGAAGACGCGAGCUUUGCCGUUUCAGAAGUUGACAUCUUCGUGAGCCAUUCCUGGUCUUCCGAUUCCUGGGCCAAGUAUUUUGCGCUGUGCCGCGAGUUGAACCUGCGCAAGGCUUUGGAAUCCUUGUGCGUGCUCUUGGUCCUCGCCUUUCCCCUUUUCCCUCUACGUGGCAUCGACCCAGAAACUGGCUUUGAUGCGGAGACCACCCUCUUCGUCGCACUCUGUUGGCUUUCGGCUGUGGUUGUGUACAUUGCCGUGCUUUUUUUCGGCCAUCAUCUGCACAUUGGACUUUCCGGGUCCCGCAAUCCGACAUUGUGGGUGGACAGGCUAUGCAUUGAUCAAAGCGAUGCAGGUCAAAAAGCUGCCGGCAUCAGGGCCCUUCCUUUCUUCGUGACCCAAUCCUCGGAGUUUUUAAUGUUAUAUGACGGGAGCUACCUAGACAGGCUGUGGUGUGUAGUAGAAUUGGCAACGUUCGUGAAAAGUUCGAGUUGCGAGCAUGUCUGCUUCGUUCCAUUGUGGCUGCCUCGCUGGCUGGUUACCACUAUGUGCCUGGACAUCUUGCAAGGUUGCAUUUGCAUCACUGCUCUUCUCGCAUCCUGUGCAUCAUCGCCACAGAAACUCUCGCCACUUGCAUCAGAUCGUGCUCUAAACCACUUCUUGAACAACAUCCUGCUGGUGGUCGUCUUGCUCCCGGGCUACAUCGUUGUUCUGGGGCCGUCGAUGUGGGCGCUGGGCAGAAAAGCCCAGGGCCACGAGGAGAUGCUACGACAGUUUGCAGGCUUCGAUAUCCGCAACUGCAGCUGCUCUGACGAAUCCGACCGGCAACCCUUGGAAGCACUGAUUGCGGAGCUCUUUACGGAGGAAGAUGUUUCGAGUGUGUCCAUCGAGGUUGUAGAUUCGAUCUCGGACUCGAGUGAAUCCACGACCUCGCUCUCAGGCGACUGGCAUGGCUCCUACAGGUCCUUAGUCAGAUGCGGAUCGCUCUCAGCCGAUGAGGGCCCAGGCCGUUUACCGCAGCAGCCACGGAAGGAGGGCUCAGUGGGCAACUGUGGCCUGGAAGCCUUCAAUGCAUACGUCCGAGGCCCGUUGCGGCAAGCCUUGAUGGACAAACUCGGCGAUGAGACCUUCCUCAGUUUUCGCACCUGCUUUGCGGCCUUUGUGCCUGGAAGCUCCUUCUUCUUGCUGAACACCCUCGCGGUGGAUGGAGCUCACUCUGCGGCCUUCGACUUCCCACAGGGCUCCCAGAAGUGGAUCCUUUGUCUGGUUGAGGCGGCAAUUAUGAAUCUCCUGGUGACUCCAGUGCUGCUGCCCAACUUGCUGUACCUGAUGCACAAGGUCUACGGAUCUGUCAGACCUGGGUUCCUCCAGUCGCUCCUCACACUUGUCGGUGGCUUUGUGGUGAGUACCCUGGUAAUCUUCCUGGGCGUUGCUGCAUUGGGAGCGCUCGAAGCGGUGGUCCUGACACUCUCUUUAAGGUGGUUGGUGGUGUUUCUCUUUCUCAUGGGCCUGAUUCUGGCAAACUUCUGCUUUCAAUUCGCGCAUGCUGAAAUGAGAUGCAGCUUGCGUCGUUGUAAAUCCCUCUUGGGACUCAAAGGUUGA